Messenger RNA from Tripterygium wilfordii, 4443 nucleotides. Its product is annotated as putative pentatricopeptide repeat-containing protein At2g02150. Bases 123 to 4130 code for a protein of 1335 amino acids. Gene Ontology annotation, molecular function: protein binding. The transcript is spliced from 14 exons. Lineage: Eukaryota; Viridiplantae; Streptophyta; Magnoliopsida; Celastrales; Celastraceae. The record is from RefSeq and is a predicted model, not a curated record.
AGAAACGAAAAACCUCUCCGCCACUAAACCCUACUUUCAGUGCUCAAUAUGCACAAAACCAGAGUCGUCAAUUCCCAAUUUUUCUUGACAAAAGCACGACCAAUGCAAUCUCUGCUCGUAAAAUGAAGGUUCUUCAAGCAUUUGUUGGUUUCUUUCUAUCAAACAUGUUAUAUGCACUGCGCAACCUCUUGCAUAUCGCUCGUAGAUUGCCUCGCAGAGUAAGCCAUUCUCCUCUAUCUCAAACCUGUAAUUCAAUCUCUUCCAGUGUUCCUUUGCCAUCACAAUCGUUAACCUCGCAUGGGUCUUUUGUUGGUUGCCCUUUAAUCAUGUUCACCAGUUUUCUCUGUAUAAUCAGAUACCCCUUUGUCACAAAAUCAACUCCCAACGACCCUUUUCAAGAUUUUGAUAAGGAAUCAAUUCGUAAAAUUAUUCAACAGGAUCAAUGGGAUGAUCCUAUGGUUUUUAGUUGGUUUGAUUCUGUAUUGGCGCCUAUAUUGGUUUCUAGAAUUUUGAGGGAACUUAAACAGGAGCCGAAACUAGCACUGAAGUUCUUCGAAUGGGCAAAAACCCGAAAUGGGUUUUGCCAUACGACCGAGUCAUAUUGUAUAUUAGCUCACAUUUUGUUUUGUGCGAGAAUGUAUUUUGAUGCUAAUAUUGUUCUUAAGGAUUUGGUUUUGUCGAGGAACGCAUUGCCGGGUUGUGAUGUAUUUGAUGUUUUGUGGUCAACUGGAAAAGUUUUUGUUCCCGGGUUUGGAGUGUUUGAUGCUUUGUUUAGUGUUUUGGUUGAGUUGGAAAUGCUGGACGAAGCAAACAAGUGCUUUUUAAAGAUGAGGAGGUUUAGGGUUUUACCAAAAGUGCGGUCUUGCAAUUUUCUUUUGCAUAGGCUUACCAGGUCAGGAAAGGGGGACUUGUCAAGGGAGUUUUUCAAUAAUAUGGUUGGGGCUGGGAUUGCACCGUCCGUGUUUACUUAUAAUAUAAUGAUCGAUUAUAUGUGCAAAAAAGGGGACAUGGAAACAGCUAGAAGAUUUUUUGGACAAAUGAAACGGAUAGGCUUAACACCAGAUAUUGUCACGUAUAAUUCUCUUGUAGACGGAUAUGGAAAGAUUGGGUUAUUGGAUGAAUCAGUUAGUAUAUUUGAAGAAAUGAAGGAGGUGGGUUGCGAGCCUGAUGUUAUAACUUACAAUGCUCUAGUUAAUUGUUUCUGUAAAUAUGGAAGAAUGCCUAGUGCUUUUGAAUUUCUUCAUGAGAUGAAAAAUAAAGGGUUGAAACCAAAUGUUAUAACUUAUAGCACAUUAAUUGAUGCCUUUUGCAAGGAGGGGCUGAUGCAACAGGCAGUUAAAUUUUUUAUUGACGUGAGAAGAGUUGGUCUUUUUCCCAAUGAAUUCACGUAUACUUCUCUAAUUGACGCAAAUGGUAAAGCAGGUAACCUAAAUGAAGCAUUGAAGUUGGCUAAUGAGAUGUUGGAGGCACAAGUUAAUUUAAACAUUGUUACCUAUACGAGUUUGCUGGAUGGCCUUUGUGAAGCAAGGCGAAUGAAGGAAGCGGAAGAAGUGUUUAGAGCAAUAUUGAAAGCUGGGGUAGCUCCUAACCAGCAAACUUACACAGCUCUUAUUCAUGGGUAUAUCAAGGAUGGGAAAGUGGAUAGUGCAUUUGAUCUUCUGAAAGAAAUGAAUGGAACAGGAAUUAAACCAGAUUUGUUGCUGUAUGGAACCAUCAUUUGGGGUUUGUGCAGCCAAAAUAAACUUGAGGAGUCCAAGCGUGUAUUCUGUGAAUUGAAAGAGAGUGGUAUUAGUGCGAAUUCUGUAAUAUACACAACUCUUAUGGAUGCUUAUUUCAAGGCAGGACAAACUUCAGAGGCACUUGGCCUGCUGCAGGAAAUGCAAGACUUGGGCAUUGAGGUUACAAUUGUGAGUUUUUGCGUCUUGGUAGAUGGUUUGUGCAAAAGGGGCUUGGUCCAAGAGGCAAUUGAUUUUUUCAGUAAGAUCCAGGACUAUGGUUUGCAUCCAAAUGUAGCAAUCUAUACAGCUCUGAUUGAUGGUUUCUGUAAAAAUAAUUACUUUGAAAUGGCAAAAAAGAUGUUUGAUGAGAUGCUGGACCAGGAAAUGAUUCCUGAUAAAACUGCAUUUACCUCAAUGAUUGAUGGGAAUCUAAAGCAUGGAUACUUUCAGGAAGCUUUGGAUUUGUGGAAUAGAAUGAUUGAAAUUGGUAUUGAGAGUGAUUUGUAUACCUACACUUCCUUGGUAUUUGGGUUUUCUCAAUGUGGUCAGCUGCUACAAGCAAGAAGUUUCUUUAAUGAGAUGAUUAAUAAGGGUAUGCUUCCGGAUGAAAUUCUAUGUAUCUGUCUAUUGAGGAAAUACUAUGAGAGAGGAAAUAUUGUGGAAGCCCUCAAAUUACAAACUGAAAUGUUGAAAAGGGGUAUAAUUUCUGGCGAAACUAAUUGGGCGGCUACCAAGAUACAGAAUUUGGAAGGAUCUGGGAACCGGCCAAUGGAUGACAUUGCAAUUGAGAAAAUGUUCCUACGACUACUAAUAGAUUAUGACUGGGAAUUCAAUGAUUUGGCCCCCAUGAUAAGAAAGAAAUCAAUAGUGCACAAGGAAGCAAGACUGUUGAGCAAGAAUUUCCAACCUUCCAUGUUGGCUCAUGAUUUGAAGGCAAGUAUUGGGUAUCUAGAGAAAGCGUUCUCCAAUACGUUUAAACUGUACGUAGUAUGGAUUCUCUGGAAGAGAGGAUCGGUGGAAACUUGUGCUAUUGCGAAGGGGGAUAUGGGAACUAGGGUUCCAGUACAGCACUACAAUUUGAGAUCAGCGAAUACGUACAUUGGGAGCUCUCUGCAUGACCUUAACACCGUCGAUUCAAGGCCCGGUGACAUUGACGGCAUCGGCGACGUCGAUCAUCGCCACAACGCGGCUGCUGAGGAUGGUAGCUUGGACGCCCACGAUGAUUCUAAUGAUGUUGAUUGCAUGCAUGAAUCCUACAGGAAUGCUUUGUCACUUCAUGGAGUUGGAGUUGAAGAGGAUCGCUCUAGCCUUGAGAAUAGCGAGGCUUCAAGGGGUUCCUAUGAUAUUUUGACCCUCGAGGAUGUUUUGCCUAUUGAAUCCGCAAGGGCACGAUUUCUCCAAAUUAUUGUGGAUCACUUUAUCAGUGACCACGUGAUUGAAGUUGCUGAUUCAGAAAUUGACUACACCACUCAGUCAGGGCAAGAUAAACUGAAUAAGAGGAAGACAACAGAUGUUCAAUAUGAAGGUGAUCCAAGGUUUGCUUUGCCCUUGAUGUAUGUUGCUAAUAUGUAUGAGACCUUAGUAAAUGAGGUGAAUAUGAGGCUUUCUUCCUUGAAUGGCAUACGAGAGAAGACUAUUGGGGUAGCCCUAGAAGCAGCUGGUGGUUUAUAUAGAAGACUGGCUAAAAAGUUUCCUAAAAAAGGAUCCUGCAUAUUCAGAAGGAGGGAACUGGCAACUUCUCUUGAAACAAGGACAAGAUUUCCUGAACUUGUUGUACAGGAAGAGAAACGAGUUCGUUUUGUAGUGGUCAAUGGCUUGGACGUUGUUGAGAAACCAAAUAUUAUGCCUAUUGAAGAUGCAGAAUGGUUUAAACGGUUGACAGGUCGGAAUGAACUAGCUGUCUCUGCUCAAGACUAUAAGUUCUAUUCUCCAAGACAUAAGUAUAGGCGUGUUUCAUCAAACUCCAUUUCUAACAUUUCUGCUUUGCCUACAUUUCCUUGUUCAGAGAGUUCUUCUACAUUGGCAACUGCCCAAGGAUUUCGCUCCAUAACUGAAAAUCAGCAGCAGACUCCUUCCAAGCAUCUUAUGCAACCACUUUCACAUCAGCCUCAGUUUCACCCAGUACACCAGAACCAUCAUGAAUCAAUUCAUCAUGGUCAACAUGCAGCUCAGUUUUCUCAAAACCAGCAAUGCUCUCCUGCAAAGUUGCCUGAUAUUGCUCACUCUCACCAGCCACCAACCAUUUCACAACACAUGGCUUGCUUACAACCUCUCACAGGAGGCCAUGUGGGAGGGCGUUUGCACUUAAUGCCAACAAUCCCUGCAAAGUUUUGUGAUGAGUGUGGAGCUAUGUAUUUAAGAGAAACGUCUAAAUUCUGCUCUGAAUGUGGCGUGAAGAGGUUGGGAACUUGAUACGAUCUCGAAAGGUUCUCUUAUCAGGUUCUCUUAUCAAGUUCUCAAAAGUGAAAAUUGAUUAUUUCAUGAAUAGUUGAAGAAUCAGAGGUUUUUAUCUUCUUUUUCUUGAGUGGAAAUAUCUUUUAGUCAUGUAUGUAACUGAGCAGCAUUUGGCUGUUUGCAUAGGAAUAUUGGGAAUAUGUUCUCAGAGUCUCCAUAGUCCCUGUUUAGAGAUAGGAUAUGAUAUUCUGUAAGCAAUUAACUGUACAAAUGCGCUCAGGUGAAUCUAGUUUAUUCAUUUAUACUAAGCUUGAUGUGAAUUUAGUUUAGU